AUGGGUGCCAUAACCAGUUGCUGUUGUCAUUGUUGCGGGAAAACAUCGAAAAAAUACCAGAGCGGUGAUUAUGGGUUAGCUCGUGGUGGUAGCAACUCAAAUUAUCCAUACAAUGGUGGUGAGAAUUCUCCUGGAUCUUACGAUAAUAAAAUUCAUGUUUCGGAAAUCUAUGGAAAUAAUUCUGAUGUUGAGCUUGCACCGUCCGAUAAUCCAACUACAUCAACAUAUUUCGCAUCUAUGCUUCAACAUACAAAAGAAUCAGCCACACCUUUGCCAAUACCAACAAUUGUACAUGAGAAUGUCAUUAGUUCAGCUCGAGACAAAUCAUUUCGGCAACCGAUUUCACCCAAUCGUAUGCGUGAUCCUGUACAUACGUUACAAAAACACUCAAAUUCAUGUUCGACAAUCUACGUCGAUGAUUCAACUGUUUCUCAGCCCAACUGGAAAGCAAUGAUCAAAUGUGUCAGUAUUGCCAUACAUUCGCACAUUGUGCAUAGGAAAUCCAAUAAAACAUUGAGUAUAUUCGAUGAAAAACUCCAUCCAUUAACGAAAGAUCGAGUGCCUGAUGAUUACGAUCAGCAACUACCAGAACAAAAAGCAAUCUAUCGAUUCAUGAGAAUCAUUUUUACAGCUGCACAGUUGACUGCUGAGUGUGCUAUUGUAACAUUGGUUUAUCUCGAACGUGUUCUAAGUUACGGUGAACUUGAUCUAUGUCCAUCGAAUUGGAAACGCUUAGUUCUGGGCGCAGUCAUGUUAGCAUCGAAGGUUUGGGACGAUCAAGCCGUAUGGAAUGUGGACUUUUGUCAAAUAUUGAAGGAUAUUACAGUUAGUGAAAUGAACGAAUUAGAACGUGAAUAUGUUCAAUUACUUCAGUUCAAUGUUAAUGUUGGUUCAUCAAUUUAUGCCAAGUAUUAUUUCGAUCUACGGCAAUUAGCCAAAGAGAACAAAAUCUCCUUUCCCGAUGAAUUAUUAACCAAAGAGAAAGCUAUUAAAUUAGAAGCAUCAUCAAUCGUUAGUUAUAGUUUACAGGCUCCACUUAACACGGCAAAUGCUGCUCAGCCGCUACCACCAAACCCGCAUCAAACCUCAGUCCCAAAACAGUCAUUUAUACCAUUAAUCUCAUUACGUCGUUCGGCCAGUGUCGAAUUUACACAAUCACCUCGGAAAUCUCUUCUAAUUAUAUCUUAG
This is a messenger RNA of Adineta ricciae, 1188 nucleotides long. The record is from the annotation of a GenBank genome assembly. NCBI's taxonomy places the organism in Eukaryota, Metazoa, Rotifera, Eurotatoria, Adinetida, Adinetidae.